GGAUAGAUUUUUCCAGGUUCUUUCUACAUUCACCUUGGGAAACCGGAGGUCGAUAAUGUGUCAUUGUGCUAACACAUUGAACUACCAGUAGCAGCGCAAAUUAGAAUCCGAACUGCAGGAAAGUAUUUGAUCCCUAAAGCACGAAGAGAAGGCAAAGUCGAGAGAACAGUUUUUUUGUGAUAUAACAGCGCAAACUCCAAAGCAUUGACAGCAUCUUCUUUUCGAGCCAGCAACAAAUACGCCAACAAAUACAAGACAGCAUGGUCUGGAAAGCCGGUUCCCUGAGCCGCCGGGGAAGCAGAGACAGCGAUUGCUCCUCCUACUCUUCCCUUCCGGAAAAAUCCCCAGCCGAAACCGAGGUCCGAAGGAUUGCCUCCAAGAUUGGCCUCCCGGAGGACUCGGACCUACUGGCAACCGUCUGCCACAAGAUGCGAAAGGAAUACGUCGUGGAAGCAUGGCAGCUCCCCUCCCUCGAUUCGAGGCAGUGGGAGAAAAUGAAUGCCCCGAUCGGGCUGGCGGUGGCGGUUCAGCACCUGUCUAGCCAGCGUCUCCGGGAGCAGUUGCUCCAAUGUCGAGAGGAGCAGCAGAUCCAGGAGGACAUUGACGCGGACAUAGAGCGGCAGAUUUGUCUCACGCUGCCCUUUCGAGGACGCAACGAGCAGAUGGGACGCUCCCAUGUUUCCGAGCGGUGCAAUCCAAACGGUGACAUUUUGGCGUCCCUGAGCUCAACGACGUCCGACUCAAGCGUCGUUUCGGAACGAGGGAAAUCGAAGGAAACGAUCAAUAUUUUCACAGAGGCAGAAACGAAAACGGAGUCAGAUCUUACCGGCCCCGUGCUUUUGCCCAAUGCUGACGAAACAUCUAAAGAAAUCCCUCGUCUUGCCCCGCCUAUGAACCCAAAGCCUUCGUGCACCGGCAUUGAUACACCACGGGAAGACAUCGAUGAAGAUCCAAAGGAAGACCAGCAAAAGGAAAUAAACCAAGGACUCUUUGAUUCCGAUCAUGGUUCCGAAACUGCAGAAUUCAGCGAGCCAUUCCCAAAGUGGCUGAAUCUGUCUACGGUCGCUUCGGGGCAACACGACGAGAAACCACAAAAACUGCUGUCAGACGAGGAUUACGGCGAAAAACCCGACGGCAGGUUCAACGCGAUUGCAUCUCCUACGGAAACCGAGGAAACCAAGAACGGCUCGACCCACGAUAUUUCUAGUGGCAGCGAGGGUCUCGAAACUAAAGCGUCGCCAAGGAAGCAAUUGUCGGUUGUAACACACCGAGAACCAAGCAAGGACGACGUUGAAUCGGUCCAGGAAACCUUGGCGUUGAACGCGUCGUCAAAGCCAGUUGGAGACGAGACGAACGCUGAAGAAUCGCAAAUCAUUCCUGGCGACACAAUCGAAACACCGAAUGAAACGACGGUGCCAGCAUUGCCGAGACCUGUCGAAACACAGCCAAAUCCAGAACCAGAACACGCCGAAACCGAACCGAGCGAGAACACCGAAACAGACAGCACAACGGUGGAUAACACCCGUCUCGCAAGCGACGAGAACCAAGAACCGAAAAUUGCAUGUCCGCGCUCGAGUGGUUCGCCGCAGGCCAAAGACAAGACCGGGGAAAGAACGCUGGAGAAAACCGACAGUGAUUCGGAAUCGGAGGACGCUACCAAUAUCUUUUCGGGGCUGGGGUCGUGCGUGUCCUUUUCAGAGGAGGAGGAGGACGACGUGCUCGCCUUCGUCGUCGAGAGAGAAGCAGCGCAACAAAAAUCCCUGCUUGGCCCUAUUGCGGAGGAAUCCACCAACACCACUCCUGCUGCCGGUAGGUACGAAACAAACGAAAACGCCGCUUCUCCGGUUUCGGGAAGCGACGAUGACGAAAUCACGGUGGCUGUUUCCAACGUCAGCCAGGCAGCGAAAAAGUCCGGAUCGAGGAGGGCAAAAGAAACCUCCAAGAAAUAUCCCUACGACAACCGAGGCGAUCAGAAGAUUGAUACCAGUGCACUCCAGGUAAUUCUUGUCAGGCUGCCCGAUGUCGACCACAGAUCCAUUUUGAGCCAGUUGCUCAUCAUGGCCAACGCCAAGGACAAGGCUUCUCGCAUAACACUGGCAUUCCAGAUACAGGAUCUUCUUCUGGACCUAAUGGAAAAACACAAAAUGGAAGAAGGGUCUGAAAAGGCGGUGCAGCUGAUUUUCCAUCUCGCAAGACUCAAGAAGCAAUACCGGGUGAUCUUUGGCAAGUCUCUCUUCAAAGCCAUGUCGGCAUUGUACAAAGAGUCGGAAAAACGAAAGGAAAAAAACAGCAUUACUAGUGACAAGAAGGAAAAGAAAAAGGUGAUCGACCCCGAGCACCUUCCCGAAACAGAAAGCAGAGCACUGGAACAGAAUUCACCGAAACCCACCAUGGAGCAAGCCAAGAUUGGUCACGCGGCCGAUGUCCUCUCCGCGAUACAAUCGCCUACGUAGCCCGAAUCCAUUUGUCCUCCACCAUGUUUGAGUGGCGAGUGGCACAGAAUCAAAGUUAUAGUAUUUG
Pseudo-nitzschia multistriata is the source of this 2520-nucleotide messenger RNA. The record is from the annotation of a GenBank genome assembly. Lineage: Eukaryota; Bacillariophyta; Bacillariophyceae; Bacillariales; Bacillariaceae.